Messenger RNA from Epinephelus fuscoguttatus (brown-marbled grouper), 1785 nucleotides. RefSeq names its product zinc finger, matrin-type 5 (gene zmat5). The record is from RefSeq and is a predicted model, not a curated record. NCBI's taxonomy places the organism in Eukaryota, Metazoa, Chordata, Actinopteri, Perciformes, Serranidae. Gene Ontology annotation, molecular function: zinc ion binding. Gene Ontology annotation, cellular component: U12-type spliceosomal complex. The transcript has 6 exons. Bases 150 to 677 code for a protein of 175 amino acids.
GUAAGUAUUUCCUUUUUGUUACUCACGUUAGUUAACUGCAAACUGUAUGUGGUCUUCUUUAAAAAGCAAACGUCUUAGAAGGAUCGCAUUGUUUCGCCAAUGUGAUUUAAAAGGUGACAUCUUGCUGGUUUUAGCACAUAGCCUGCACCAUGGGGAAGAGAUACUACUGUGACUACUGCGACCGGUCCUUUCAGGACAACAUGCAUAACAGGAAAAAACAUCUAAAUGGUGUUCAGCAUCACCGAGCCAAAAAAGCCUGGUAUGACUAUUUCAGAGACUCUUCAGCCAUUCUGUAUGACGAGCAAACAAAGAAACCCUGCAGGAAGUUUCUCCAAAAAGGAAUUUGUGACUUUGGCCCGAACUGCAGGUUUUCCCACAUGUCUGAAGAGGAUCUGUUUAAUUUAAAAAGACAGGUGGAAGAUGAGAGAAGGCACAGAGAGGGCUCUGUAGACAGAAUGAUACCCGGGCGAAGCAUCGAAGAAUGGCUCUCCAGAAGAGAAAAGAAGCAAACUGCCCUCAGUAUCAAAGGAGAUCGGGAAAAUAAGGAAGACAGCGAAGAGGGCCAAGAAGAAAGUGAAAUACUUCAACAGCUCCUCUCCAUCUCUGACCUUCCACCCUCUCUCCUACCGCCUCCUCCAGGCGGAUGGAAAUUCACAGAGAACACAGAGUGGGGGUGAAAGAUUUCCACAUCACUGUAAAGUGGAUAUGUGACAUUAAUAGGAGGAGGAAUGGCAUAGAAUAGAUUUAUGUUCGUAUUGGAAGGUUUGUCAGUUUGAAAUGAAGUUUUAAGUUGAGUCCAAAAGGAGAUUGUUGCCAUUUCUCUUCCUCAAGAGUGAACAUUUUGUGUGCCGUACACUAUAGGUCCUGUCUGUUUCAUGAAAACUAAUUUUUAAUUUAUUACAUUUUACUUAAGAUGUCAAGUUUCUUGAGUAAGAAUUACAUUACAAGAAGUAACAUUAAAAAAUAGCUGAUUGGGGCGUCGGUGGCCUAGUGGUAGAGCAGGCGCCGCAUGUACAAGGCUGUUGCCGCAGCGGCCCGGGUUCGACUCCAGCCUGUGGCCCUUUGCUGCAUGUCACUCCCUCUCUCUCUCUCUCCCCCUUUCACACUUGUCUGUCCUAACAAUUAAAGGUUGAAAAUGCCCCAAAAAAUAUCUUAAAAAAAAUAGCUGAUUUAAAAUGAGUAAAUGAGUGAGUUUGUAUUUACACACAUUUUUAAAACACAAUAAAAGUAAAUCUGAGAUUAAGGAUUCCCACACAAGCAGUGCAUAAUAAUCCUCAUAACUGGCAUCUUGGCAGUGUGUUGUUGAUUGCUCCACCAAUCUGGAGUCGAGUGCCUUUACCGUGAAACUCCUCUGAGGAGUUACAUUUGAUGUCGUGCAGUCCCAAAAGGAGCGGAGGAUUGCUGAGCAGAUGGAAAUAAUUUUUUGUUUAUUUUUAAUCCUCUGCUGCGUCACCGGGGGAGUCACUGAUCUGACUGCAUUUUAUUUGUAACCCAGCCAACUGAAAACACCAUUUUACUUCCUAAAUAGUAAAGGUUGCAAACUAAUGAUCUGGAUUAAGCUUCAUAAUGAAAGUUUUUCUUAGAUAGAAAGUUUGUUGAGACACUAUUAUCAAUAAGCCUCAUGUAGAUCCCUUGGAUUUGUGACUAAGCUAUGUUUAAUUGUCACUGGCCUUUUAAAGUCCUCUAAUAGGUUAUUCCUCAUAACUGGGCUUAUGCUGAGAUAUAUAUACUUGUACCUAAUGCAGUGUUUACAGCAGAAUCCUCAUUAAACGGCUGUGAGUAUUC